AUGACCAACAAAACACGUUUUGUUGAGAUGAAUGGACAAAACGUGGCAUUGACUGUAAACGAAGAGAAGGGAUUUUUGGUGACUCAUUGGAAGGAUGAAGUGAAUGGAUUGAAGAUACUCACUGAUUAUGUUACUCAGCUCUUCAAUAUUGAUGUAUUGGGAAUUACAUUUAAUCGUAAAAACAUUUGGAUGAUUGAUUGGGUGAAUAGUAGACAGCAGUCACAUGUCAGAAGUGUCUAUUGUGAAGACUGGAAAGACACUUUAACAGAAGACGAGUUGACUCAUAUUCUGAGAGAUUGCCCCGCCUCGUUUCGAACUGUCAUCUAUCCAUCACCACCUCCCAAUUUUCAGUUUCGAGAGAAUUUCAGAAGUAUUGAUUAUUUGUCCAUCAGUGACGGGUCAUGGGUGACAAUAGACAAUUUGCUCACAAUGGAUGGACGGGAAAUAAUGCUGUUCAAAUCUUCCUUGACUAGUAUUAAUAUGAAUACAUUUUUAAAGCAUUGGCUAGCCGGAGGAAGUCCACGAUUGAAACUGUUUUCUGCUAAAACCGUAAAUUUCGAUCUUGAUGCUUUGUUUGCCGACAUAAAUGUGGUUCUUGUAAAAAGCUUGCGACAGUAUACCAGCCCAUUUCAAAUCAAAUAUCGCUUCAGUUUUGGAUAUGAUCUACGACGGAACGAUGGUGUGACUGCUACAGUACUCUAUCGGCCAGACGGGGGAAUAAUAAUUGCUGUUUGGCCAGAGAUCGUGUGUUAUCAUUAA
Molecule: messenger RNA, 759 nt
Organism: Caenorhabditis remanei
Lineage: Eukaryota; Metazoa; Nematoda; Chromadorea; Rhabditida; Rhabditidae
Exons: 2
Coding region: 1-759 (252 amino acids)
Biological process (GO): embryo development
Source: RefSeq, a predicted model, not a curated record